Molecule: messenger RNA, 3494 nt
Organism: Seminavis robusta
Lineage: Eukaryota; Bacillariophyta; Bacillariophyceae; Naviculales; Naviculaceae
Source: the annotation of a GenBank genome assembly
CUGCACCUGUACCAGUUCACAAUCAGAAAAAUGGCGCGCAAAUCAAAUCCGCGAAUGGAUGCCAAUGCUGGUUUUCCCUUCAUUAUUUUUUGAAAUGAAGCAAGAGGAGCAAGAGCAAGAUGUUGAGGCGAAGACGACUUACAUGUCUUACUAGACGCGACAAGAAGACCCCUGUGGCUAAGGAAAGGAAUAAAAUGCAUCAGGGAAAUGGUAUUGGCAAGACAAUAAUAAAGACAGUUCUGGGUUUGGUGGGGGUAUCCUUUUUCGUGGGCUUUCGGUCCACUAGAAGUUUUGCCAAUACAUCCUCAGCCAACAACAACCAUUUUCGGACGGAAGAGGAGUGGCUUGCAUUUGUUCAAGACUACCAACGAAGAUUCCAUCGACCACCUCCUCCUGGAAUGAAGGAAUGGCAUCGCUUUGCCACUCAGCAUCAGUGCGAAACACAAAAUUAUUACGAGACUCUCGAAGCUGACAUGCAGUACUUUCGACCUCCCAAUAAUAGUCUGAAAUGGGAUCGAGUCCUUCCCGAAGCCACACAACUCUCCGAGCACUACAUGGCAUUUUCAUUGGAAAAUCACAAUCUCACGGUGGUGGGCUAUCAAGCCAAAAAAAGUUACGACCCUCACGAACGACGACAUCGAAGAGCCAUUGAGCGACUAUUGAGGUUCUUGUUGGAACCAGUGAUCCGUCAUGAUGGGCCUCCUCUCAAUUCCACAUUUGUAUUCAAUCUACACGAUACGGCACAACCUAUACCCCAACACUACCUCACGCGAAACACAUCCACCGGCCAAUUCCCACAAAUGUACCCCAUCUUUUCCGUUUGUAAAAUGGACUACUACACCGAUGGACAACCACCACCAUCGCCUUUUGGCACUACAACUAAUGUCAAUACCAAUACCACUUCACCACCAGCGAGACAAGAACAAGAACAACAACAACCAACUACUAUUCAAAAUAGAGACUUGAUGGUGCCAUGGCACUUUAGUUUACGGCGACAAUCGCGAUGGUUCUGGUUUUGGCCUUGGUUUAAAAAAGGACGACCCUUUCACCGCCGUCGCAAUGCCAUUACCUGGAGAGGAUCCACUACCGGGGUAUGGGAGACAGGACCUCGCUUUCAACUGGUCCGGGAAUACGCCAAUCAAACCAAUACGAGUAGCCAAACAGGUGUGGAGGUGGACUUUGCCUUUUUCCGGGUCGUCCAAAAACCAGACCAUGUCCCCGAAUGGAAGGACCAACACCAGUACCGAUUUGCGCCCCACAUGCGAUAUUGGCAAAUGCAACAAUUCAAGUAUAUCAUGGAUGUCGAUGGCAAUGGAUUCACAUCACGGUUUCCCGGACUGCUGCGGUCUGGAUCGGUGGUCUUCAAAUCCACACGCUACCGAGAAUGGUUUCAUGGAAUCCUGCAGCCCUAUCGGGACUACAUUCCGGUCAAUUACAACUUGAGUGACUUGCCACAGAAACUAGCGUGGGCCCAAGGGAACACCCAAGCCAUGGAACAAAUGGCGGUCGACAGCAAACAACAAGUGGAACGCUUCCUCCGACCCGUCGAUAUGCAGUGCUACAUGUACCGGCUCUUGUUGGAAUAUCAAACCUUGUUUGAAUGAAAUGAAUGCAUGAAUGAACCGUCAACAACGGGACAACAAACAAACAACAACCCCGGCAUUCUAGCUAGAUAGAUCUAUCCGUUGCAACCAGUUUGUCAGAUACAUGCAUGCAUGCCGUGCCACUGGGAGACAAGGACAGGGUGGCUACAGCUAGUGGACAGACUGUUGUGUACUUUCUACCACACAAUUCGCAAAAACUCGCAUGUCGCACAGUGGCCGAGAACACAGAUUGGUACAGUACCUACACGUCAAAACAGACACCCAAACGGAAUCAUUGAGAGACGGCAGAAUCAUGGAUUCCUUGUCAUUUCCGCCUAUCUCAGCCGGUGAAGGUGUGCUUCACCGCAAGCAAGCCCUUGGGUACGAAUUUGAAGCUUUGGAGUUCUCUGACCUGCCUGGAGUGGCUGGGGCUUUGAACAGACAUUCCCUUGGGCAGCCAGCCAUCAGGAGGUGAUGAUGAUGCUCAGGCUCACUUUCAUUCUUUGUCGCCCUUGGAAUAACUUAAGACCCCAACAAUUAACUAACUGCUAUACCCAUCUGUGAUGAUUCUAGUCAUCUGCUGACGGGGCCUUGCCACCCCAACAUUUGAAUUUGAAUGGUGUUCUAGGGUACUGUACCGGUAGUACUACCUCUGUAGCUUGCUAGAACGAGAUAGUCUUACUGGAAGUUAUGGGUCAGGAGGAGGAAUCUCCAUAGGGACCAUGCUAUGGCUAUUGGGCAACUCUACCGGAAUUCUGGCUGGUUGUGUUUCCACUGCUUGGUUGCCGUCUUCGGAAGCAUGGCCGAAGAGAAACAGAGCCAUCAUCAAUCCAGCCGUGGAAAGGAGCAGCAACCCCAUGGCACAUGCCAAAACUGCAGCAAGUCUCAUGCGACUGCUUUGUGGGUCUAAAUGGAGAGUUGAUUCUUUUUGGUUUGGAUGGCUACUAGCGGCAGGAUGAGGUCGUGGCUCGUCAGAAUGUGUUUUGCUGGCCUUUUUGGGAGGUUUUGGGUUCCUGGCCUUUCCUUUGGAAGGCUUUGGGUUCUUGGACUUUUUGGGAGGUCUUGGGUUGCUGCCCAUUCGAGUUGCAUUCAUUCCAGGGACGGGGGUUGGCGCCAGUUGAUUUUCUUCAUCUUCUUCAUGAAGGAUACCGAGCUCAUGCAUGCCCUGUUGCAAUUUUGCUCCACCUUUCCUAGCACCAUCAUGUUUCUUUUCACUUGAGGUUGCCUUUCUUUUGGAACUUGCACCAACCUUUUGCCCUUCUGGUGGUCUUGUGAUUGGCACUGGGACAUGAAUGCUAAUGGAUUGCAGAGGCCUAUCCUCUGGAAUUUUGUCUCUUGGGAUUGUAUUAGUACUGGUAUCUGCAGGUGCCCAGUAAUACUGGGAGUGCUGCUUGUUGACUCUGGCCUUGUGUUUUUUGGAACAGGGAUAGAUCAUAUGGGUAUCCACAGACAUACCAGGAAGGCUAAAUGCGUAGGUGGAAUCAUCCAUUGCUUCCUGAUGAUUGCCUCUAUAGAUACCGUGCGUCUGUGUACCGGUGCCACCAAUGAUGCUACCACCGCCAUUUUGCCGCACUGAUGCCUGGUUCAGGCUAUUUUGAUCGUUACCAGUGGGGCCAGUGAUCGAUAGGCCAUCUAUGCUGUGAGCAGAUCGCCUUGAGGAAAACGACUCUGUUCGGCGACCCAUUGUCUCAUCGAUUGAUUCAUGAUAUGUAAAUUGAAGUGCUAGAGCUCCAGCGAUAGGACCAUGGCGGUGUGGUGCCGAGUGCCGAGGUUGGACCUACGAAAAAGAAGAUGCUCAAGAUAUGGAGAGUGUUACUCAAAACGCUGUAGUUGAGGUAAAUAUAAGUUAAAGAUACAUGUGCUAUGAAUAAUUAGAAGCUUUCGAAAAUAAUGCUGUUACCGCAUCUACCU